AUGGCUGACGUGCUGACCCUGGGCACUGCGGACCCGCAGAUCCUCGUGAGGUACGAGAACGAUUCGCAGGUGCUAGAGAGGCGGGCGCCGUUCCCGCCGCACUUGGCGAACCAGGUCUACGCUCGCGACCCCAUCGCGGGCGCGGCGCUGGCCGGCUACCGGCGCAGGGCGAAGAUGCAGGGCCAGCUGCUGGGGGUCGGCCAGGUCGACGCCGCGGAGCGGAUGAUCUGGGUGUUCGCAGAGGCUCGUUCGGCAAGGUUCGGCGAGGUCGUGGACACUGCGCUGAUGGACGACGACGCUCGCUGCGCGAGCUUCGACACGAAGGGCGCGGUGGUGCUGGAUGGCGAGGAGUUCUUUGUGCAGAAGAUAGCGGCUAGCGGCCUGGCGGACUUCAAGAAGGAGACGAAGACCGACCUAGGCGACGUCCGCACGCUCGGCGACCACACGGACGACGCUGGGCAGCGGGCCCUCCACUUGACGGAGGCGGUCGCCCUCGUGCGCGACACCGAGCAGAAAGGCUUCCCACUGGCCGGAAUCAGGAGCGUGAAGGAUCGAGCGGAGUGGGGGCGUCUCAGCGGCGUAGGCGAGGGGUCGACCGUCAACCACGUGCAUCGGAACUUGUGCGAGAUGAUUCGUCUCACGCAUUCCUGGGACCAGGUCGACCUGUCGAUGAUGGCGUCGGCCGAGCUCAUCGUGCGCUGGCUGAUCCAGACGGAGAUAGCGGUGGAAAGGACCCCUCGGCACCCCGACUACAGUGGCCUCGACAUAGUCAUAUCCGCGCCCGUCAACGCCGUGGGCCGCGCCUCGACCUCGAAGUUCAACUCCUGGGUCACCGACCGCCUCAAGGAGAGGGCCGCCAUCUGGAAACAAGAGCGGCUCUAUCGUGAAGAGCAAAAGCAGACGAGGAAGGGCGACGGCAAGAAGGGUGGAGAUGACGACGGAAAAGGUCCGAAGAAGAAGAAGGGGAAGGACGCCGGCGCCAGAGGUCGCGAGAUCGACGGCGCGGAGAUCCUUUCCCUUUGCCUCGAGAUGCUGCUGCCCUCGAUCGGCGAUGCAUGUGACGCUGCGCGGCCACGGCAAGUUUUUGACUCGGUUCGGGCCCUGAACCAGCUUGCCGCCGCCAGCCUGAAUUCGCGACGUGCCCAGGGGCACGAUCUUCCACCUGAGGGGCACCUCCAGCCCACCGCCGUGCAGCGCUGGAUGCUCCAGAACGUCGCCCGGCGG
Molecule: messenger RNA, 1224 nt
Organism: Prorocentrum cordatum
Lineage: Eukaryota; Dinophyceae; Prorocentrales; Prorocentraceae
Source: the annotation of a GenBank genome assembly